CUUUUUUGUAUUUCGAAGAUAAGUAAAGAAGAAAUUUAAAUAAAAAAGUUAAAUAAAUCUCUUAACAGAUAUUUUCUCACAUAUUAAUGUUCAAAUAAUUAAGAAAUAAACUAAUAAAAAAAAUUCAGUAUGUGCUUUUGUAUAAGUUGCAAAAACCAUUUAUUUAAUGAAAAACUUACCAAUUUGUUAAGACAAAUUUACCGCCUGUUGCAAAUCAUUGAAUCGACCAAUCACAUUCAAGGGCUCAUGCGCACGCAUCCGAUUUUCCUCAUGUUGACAUGUCGUAAAAUAGUGAUGGCGGGAAAUCUGUUUGAGAAUAAUUGAUCGAAUCACCGUCAGAUGGCAGGAGUGAUUCCAUGAAAGCGACCGCGAAAAUGCGGUGUGCGGCUUCUCUUAGUCCGUCAGAGUAAACACAAAGGGAAACGAAACGGAGCGGCGCACCUCGUGCGCCGCCACACUCGCGACUCGUUCGCGGUGGACGAGCUUGAUAUCUGUUUCUUCCUUUCUCUUUCUUUUUUGCUUCAUACAAAGAUAAGCGGAGAAAAAAAUAAGGUUCUUUGUCCUGAUAUAUUGUACAGUGAUCUCGCGCGUGUCGUUAGAAACGUUAAAGAGAAAGAGAGAGAAAGAAAGAAAGGAAGAGAGAGAAGGGAAAGGGAGGUGGAGGUGUAUAACGUGGCACGCGUUCGAUGGUGUCGGUGAUCGACGAAAUAGCUUAAUGUGUGCGGGGUGGACGCGUGGUACGCUCGAGGCGUCCACAAAUGAUUACUGGAACCGAGCAGAAGGAAAAUGUCAAACGCAUUGCCGUCGCGAGGACUCGUGAACGGUGAGAAUAACGAGCUCGGUGCUGCCGCUGCCGCUGCCACUGCUGCUCCCAGUGUCUUUCCUGGACGUAGUGGUGGUGGUGAUGCCGUUGAUAUUGUUUUCAAUGGUUGUGGCAGUGGUAGUGGUGGUGGUGGUGGUGGUGGUGGUGGUGGUGGUGGUGGUGGUGGUGGUGGUGGUGGUGGUGGUGGUGGUGGUGGUGGUGGUAGUGGUAGUGGUAGUGGUGGUGGUGGUGGUGGUGGUGGUGGUGGUGGUGGUGGUGGUGGAGCUGGAGGAGGUAAUGGUGGAAGGAGUAGUGGAGAAAGAGGAGAAGGAAGAGGAGGUAGUGGAGGAUAUGUCGUUACCGUUUCUACCGACGAGGGCGUCGUCGGCGUCGUGGAUUUACACGACGCGAAUUUGGAUCCACGAGCGACGCCGGUAAAUUUUCCUGAAAUACGUCCAUCGAGGGACGCGUCGUCACCGGUUCACGAUUGCUACGCCGAUGGCAACGCUGACGCCGCUCCUGAAUACCGCGAAGUGUGCUCUCUAACGAACGUCUCGACGUCGUUGGGGCUUGACGGUGGUAUCACGACGAACACUGUUACUGCUAUUGCUACUACUACCGCUACUACUACUACUACUACUACUACUACUACUACUACUACUACUACUAGUACUACUACUGCUGCUGCUACUGCUAUUGCUGCUGUUACUACUACCAUCAUCGCUACUGCUACUAUUACUAUCGAAACGAGUACAAUAGCAACGACGACGACGACGACGACGACGACGACGACGACGACGACAACGACGGCGCUGAGGGUCGCGACGUACGACAACGACAACAUGGUCGCGGCGAUGAACGAGCACUUGUCCACCUCGUCGGCGACGAGCGGUGCACGCACGAGUGCUUCGACAACUACAACGACAACUAGUAACGUCGCCACGAGUAACAACAAUAACAACAACAAUAACAACAACAAUAGUAGCUGUCCACGGAACGAAUUCCAGAGUAACGUUGACGAGGAGAGCAAAUCCGUCGCCGGGAUACUCAGUUUUCCUUGCGAUUUUGAUCACAUGUACGCCAGCAUGACUGACGGUGGGACGCCGGCCGCAGCAACGGCGACCUCCGCUCUCGGUGUAAGCCCGUUAAGGGGUAACGAGCCACGUCAGAACGAUCUCACCGAGGUCAAGCACCUUAAAGAAUUGUUAUUACUUCAUUUGGAUCUUAUUCAACAACAGUCAGAGCAAAUCGUCACAAAGGAUAAACUCCUUGCUGCCCUUCGACAGGAAAAUGAGACGCUCAAAUUGCGUUUGGAACGUAUGGACAGACGAGUAAAUUUGCAAAAGCUAAGAUCAGAAAGUAGUGAAAAUUCUAUUUUAUCUGAACAUAUAGGUGCAUGUUCUCCUCCCAGUUUAAACUCAGUGACUAUACCAUCAACCAGUGAUAUUCACAAAAGUAUUCAAUCUGAGUCUAGUAAUACGCAAUAUAAUGAAAGUUUUAAAAUACGCUUGAAUACCAGUGGUGGAAUUACUACGGUCAAACAAGAAUGUAAUGAUAAUCAAGGUAAGCAUGAGAAACAGGACAUUGGCAACGAAUCUAGACUAGAGUGGGAAGAAAAGAAAAAACGAAGAUCUGAUCCAACGCCAUUAUCUGGUGGCAUUAAAAGAAAAAGAGGAGUUUCUUGUUCAUCUACGAUUAGUAAUGACACAACUUCGACGAUACAGGAUAAACAAUUAAGUCAUGAAAAUAGUCGAAAAACGGAUAGAAAAGGAAAAUCUCUUGUAAGAAAGGAAUCGUUUUUAACGACAGAAGAACAUUAUUAUACAGCAGUCGGUGAUCCAAAUUAUACAUUAAGUUUGAAAGAAUCAUCCCCACCAGAUAUUAAUACUACAUUAGAAGUUCCAAAUUGGAGAGUUAAAGUAUAUACUAGCUGUUAUACAAUGGAAGGAACGGAGAAUCUUGAUGAUGAAAUUUUCAACAAAAGGCACUUAAAGUUAGAAAACGAUGAAAGAAGAAGGAAAAGAUGGGAUGUACAGAGGAUAAGAGAGCAAAGACAUAUAGAAAAGUUGAAACAAAGGCAAGAACGACAAAAUCAUCAAGCUACUUGUUAUAAUACAAAUCAUACUGGUCCAUGUCCAUCGACAAUGGAAGAGGAGGCUGUGACAUCUUUGUGGCCUGAUGUAGAACAGAUACAAAGCCUUCAAGUGGAUCAUCAGUUGCCAGUUACUGCAUUCGGCGCUCCUAUACCUAGUUUUACUCCAAGUGAAUUUUCCUUACCCUGGACUCACAUGGUUCGAACAAAAAGUCGAUGUCCUAAAAGGUCUACAGGAAGAAGAAAAACAUCUAGGAGAUAAACUUUAUUUUGGCAAAAUUUUUUUUAUGCAUCAAUUUUAAACUCAUUAUUAAUAAUAUUGACUCCCCACCACAUUUUUUUACGUGUUAUAUUUUGCUAUAUAGAAUGGAGGCACCAAAGACAUUUUUAUUAUACUUUUUUUUUGUUUCUUUUUUUUUUUUUUUUUUUUUUUUUUGUUUUUUUUAAAUACAUAUACGAUAUACCGGAUUUUAGAUCAUAGAACUUUUUAUAUCCUUGGCGAUUCGGUGUUAACCGUGAUAAUUUCUAUAUAUUUUGAUUGUUAAAUUUUGUUAUAAUUGGUGCCGGUUGUUUUAUUUGUACUAAUGUACUGUUAAGUUUGAUAAAACGUUAAUUGUCGGUAAUGUUUAUUUCGCAUACCUGAAACUUGUCUAAAAUUGUACAAAGUGAUUACUGUACUAUUUAAAAUUACAUUUAUUUUUUGCCACUGAUUGUAUAAAGAUUAGAGUAAAAAAUGUACUAAGAAGAUAUAAUGUUAAGUAGUAUGUUAUAAAAUGAUAUUAUGUAGAACCAUAUCACAUAAUUGUGAAUUUUGUGUAGCUCCAAUCAAUCACAAUCUUCGGUUUUUUAUCUUGAAUUUCUUUUUCUUUUCAUUAUUUCAUUUAAUGACAAUUUUCUAUAGCUAUUAAAUGAUAUCAACCUGUUUUUUUUUUAUAGUCACGAUAAGGAUGAAUCAUUUGAAGAAGUGAUUCAUCUGUUACCCUUAUACAUUAUUAUAUCAAAAUACGCGCAUUUGUGUAUUUAACUAUCAUUGUUAUAAACAGAAAAUAUGUGAGAUAAAAAUAAAUAUGUAUACCAUUUUUGUACAAUU
Molecule: messenger RNA, 3984 nt
Organism: Vespa crabro (European hornet)
Lineage: Eukaryota; Metazoa; Arthropoda; Insecta; Hymenoptera; Vespidae
Product: serine-rich adhesin for platelets-like
Exons: 4
Coding region: 787-3156 (789 amino acids)
Cellular component (GO): MSL complex
Source: RefSeq, a predicted model, not a curated record